AUUGACUCCCUAUUUCAAUCUCCAUCGUUACACUACUACUAGGUUUUCUCUCUUCGACUCUUCGCGGCACCCAUUUCCAUCUAGCUUAGGGUUUUCCUUCACCUUCAACAACAUCAUGGCGGAAGUAGAAGUAGCUCAGGCUGUAGCCCCAAACCUUGACGUUAAGCUUUUCAACAAAUGGACUUUCGAUGAUAUUGAGGUUGGUGACAUAUCACUUGUAGAUUACAUUGGAGUAAAUGCUUCUAGACACGCUACCUAUGUUCCUCACACUGCUGGGAGAUACUCUGCCAAAAGGUUCCGUAAGGCUCAGUGUCCUAUUAUUGAAAGAUUGACAAACUCGCUCAUGAUGCACGGCCGUAACAAUGGAAAGAAGCUUAUGGCUGUUCGUAUCAUCAAGCAUGCUAUGGACAUCAUUCAUCUUUUGACUGAUGCUAACCCUAUCCAAAUCAUUGUUGAUGCUGUUAUCAACAGUGGACCAAGAGAAGAUGCAACAAGGAUUGGUUCCGCUGGAGUUGUAAGGCGUCAAGCUGUUGAUAUUUCCCCAUUGAGGAGAGUCAACCAGGCAAUAUACCUUCUCACCACUGGUGCUAGAGAGAGUGCAUUUAGGAAUAUCAAGACAAUCGCCGAGUGCCUUGCUGAUGAGCUCAUCAAUGCAGCUAAGGGUUCCUCUAACAGUUACGCAAUCAAGAAAAAGGAUGAGAUUGAACGUGUUGCCAAGGCCAAUCGUUGAUUCUACAAAUUGGUUAUAUUGUCAUCUGAAUUGGAUCUUAAACUUUACAAGAGGAUUUUGUCAGCUUUAGUUCUAAGAUGUACUUCUUUGAGCUCUAGUGUAGUGUCUUUCAGACUAAUUGUGUAUUCAAAGGAUGGUAAUUGGUAUGUCAUUAUGUGAACUACUUAAAUGUAGCUAAGUUUUUAAAUGUUGGAUCUCUUUUCUUUUAUUGUCUCUCUUUUUACU
Molecule: messenger RNA, 955 nt
Organism: Papaver somniferum (opium poppy)
Lineage: Eukaryota; Viridiplantae; Streptophyta; Magnoliopsida; Ranunculales; Papaveraceae
Product: 40S ribosomal protein S5
Exons: 4
Coding region: 116-730 (204 amino acids)
Biological process (GO): ribosomal small subunit assembly; translation
Cellular component (GO): cytosolic small ribosomal subunit; ribosome
Molecular function (GO): rRNA binding; mRNA binding; structural constituent of ribosome
Source: RefSeq, a predicted model, not a curated record